This is a messenger RNA of Corticium candelabrum, 769 nucleotides long. RefSeq lists its product as uncharacterized. The coding region runs from base 6 to 350 and encodes 114 amino acids. The transcript has 6 exons. The record is from RefSeq and is a predicted model, not a curated record. NCBI's taxonomy places the organism in Eukaryota, Metazoa, Porifera, Homoscleromorpha, Homosclerophorida, Plakinidae.
UGGUCAUGUCUCGGCGUGUAACUCUCAAUUACGUUCCCGAGAGGGUUCAAUGCGUUGAAAAAUUUUACGGCGUCGGAUUCCUCAAUUCAGGAGGAGAGACAACUUGCAAGGAUCUCGUUCAAAGGCUUGCAGUGAAAGAGGGUGAUUCUGUAUUGGAUGUCGGAUCAGGAUCAGGAGGAAUGGCUUUCUAUCUUGCUGAGAACGUCGGUGCUACUGUUACUGGUGUUGACAGUUGUAGCUCAUUGGUUACACUUACAAGACACAGGAGUGAGAUGAAAAGUCUAACUGACAAGGUUACUUUUCUGGAAAAAAGAUAUGAGGAAGUUAGACUUCGAGCCUCAAAUGUUUGACGCAAUUUUGUUUUGGGGAUCUCUUGGCCACGUCAAUACUGAAGACAUUCUUCCAAUGUUUAAGAAAGUUUAUUUUUUAUCCUCGUCUGGUCUUCAACUGUUAGAAUUUGAACACCGACGUGACAACUAUGUACAAGACAGUGCUGAUACACUAGACAAAGUAGAGAAGAAUUGGGACGAAAUUGUGAAGGAUAUAUCAAAGGAGGAAUUGGAGAGAGCCGUUUUGUUUUGGAAAGAGAAGCGUCGAUGGGCGGAAGAAGGUGCUAUGUAUUUUUGCCUUUUGGUGGCUCAACGACCACUGUAACCAAAGGAGAACUAAAUAACACAUGCACGAGAUAUCUUUGGUGUUGCAUGCAUCACUAAUAAAUUAUUUGUGUGCUAAUUGUCAAAGUUGUCCAAUAUAUUUAGGCAAUUAGUAA